AAAUAUGGAAUUUAAAACAAGUACGCUGUGCAAUUUUUGAGAGGGGUAUGCCUGAAGAAAUCGAAUUUUCUCCCUGUUUUCCUGUUCUUCGGUGUUGGAGUAGUUCUUCCAUGAUUUUCGGUCCUCAUCUCGCAACAAGCCAAUGGUAGUUGGACCACGUCUGACGGCUGAAACUUUAAUUCCAAUUCUAACUCAAAUAAACUCUAACCUAUCCUGAAGAAGGCCUACCGACCGAUGACCCAACAGCUUAAUAUAAGUUUUUUUCAUUA
Rubroshorea leprosula is the source of this 269-nucleotide messenger RNA. NCBI's taxonomy places the organism in Eukaryota, Viridiplantae, Streptophyta, Magnoliopsida, Malvales, Dipterocarpaceae. The record is from the annotation of a GenBank genome assembly.